Lactuca sativa (garden lettuce) is the source of this 669-nucleotide messenger RNA. RefSeq lists its product as uncharacterized. The record is from RefSeq and is a predicted model, not a curated record. Lineage: Eukaryota; Viridiplantae; Streptophyta; Magnoliopsida; Asterales; Asteraceae.
AUGUAUAAAAUAAAACCAAAAUUUUCGGAUAUCGGAUAUCCGAAUUAUCCGAAAAAUCUGAAAAGCAUUAUCCAAUUCCGAUUCCGAAAAAUUGGAUAUCCGAAAUUUCGGAUAUCCGAUUUUUCGGAUAAUUUGGAUUCGGAAUUUCGGAAUUUCGGAUCGGAAUUUCGGAUACGGAUAUUUUUGAACACCCCUAAUCAUCGUCAGUCCAUCGUCACUCCACACACUCAGGUUCCAUUGACGCACCUCUGUUCUCCACUCGAAGUCAAAGUCGAAGUCAAACAGCAUCUUCAGAGUUGCAUCAGUCGAAAGAAGAUUGUCUCUAGUGAAAAGUUCUCAUUGUGCCUUGAAGAUCUUAUUCCUAUAGCUCUUGGGAGGUACAUUAAGGCAUUAGUUAGGUCGAAAAUGACUCCUAAAACAUUAUCUGGUAGAGCAUUUGUAUCUGUUCGAACGCGAACAGGACAAGCUGUGCCGCCUACUAGCAACAUACUCAGUCAAAAUAGGGAAUCAGUAAUACAGGUAACUACCAGCUUUUGAAGAAGGAACACUAAGGCGUUUAUUAUCAACAUUUUAAAUCAUCAUAUUGUAAUAUUCUUUUCGAAACAUGCAUAACGCAACAAUGUACGUUUUUAUUAUAUAUAUAUGAUGGUUGUGUUACUUUCUUUACAA